CAAGCAGUCCAAGCGCCCGCCAACCGGCCGCUGCCGAACCCGCAACAGCAACCCGCCUCCUCCAGGCUGCUUCCACCGAGGCGAGGCGAGGCGAGGGCGAGGCACACCGCAGUACCGCACACGCCAGACACGCACGCACACGCCAGGGCGCGGCGCAACAAACACUCCUUCCCCUCGUAAGCGUCGUCUCCUAUUUGCACUUCGCGGUCUCCUCGGCUCGCCGCCUCCUCUGCUGGUGUGGGAUUCGGCGAGCGCGGGGCGUGGGCGCGUGGACUGGAGCGCAGCGGGGGGGAUCCAUGCGUCAUUGGGAUCGACGACUCCUCUUGGUCCUGCAGUCUACCUGAUUGAAUUGUGUCCUGACAGAAGAUCCCUGAGAGCUAGAGCUGUUUUUUUUCCCUACAUUAAGUUAAAUUAUCUGGCAGCCGAAGAUGUCCGCGAUCAUGCUAUGUACCUGCAGCCGGGACCAGUCCAAGUUUGAAGAUCUUCCUCGAUCACCAGAAUCUCUUGCAACACGUGACUUUUCAGCGAAUUGUUCUUCUUCAAAGAUGGCAAGUCGAGAAACAACUCCUGAUGAUAGCCAAGUAAAUGAAGUAGAAUCAGACCUAAAAGAAACCCUUUCACUAAAUUAUGAGGAGGCCCGAGCAUUGCUAGGUAGACUGGAACAUCAGAGAGGGAACUUUGAUGCAGCAUUGCAAGUUCUUCAGGGGAUUGAUAUAAGAAGCCUGAGACCGCGAAUGACCAGUGCUAUUGCUGAAAGUAUCAAGCCUAGAACGCCCCCACGCUCUUCAAGAAGGAAAUCUUCACAAGUGAAUGGAAUGCUCAUGCAUAUGUCAAUGCAUUCUGUAAGCUUGCUUCUAGAGGCCAUACUGCUUAAAGCAAAAUCUCUGGACACCCUUGGUAGAGUAGCAGAUGCUGCAGAAGAAUGCAGAACCAUCAUAGACAUUAUCGAGUCUGCAUGGCCAUACGGUGUUCCGGAUGGUACUGCUGAAGAGUGUAAGCUAAUAGACAUAUUCCAUUCGGCUCUAGAAUAUCUUCCUAAGCUGUGGAUGAGGAGUGGUUGUUUUGAUGAAGCCAUCAUCGCAUAUCGCAGAGCUCUUGCAAAGCCGUGGAAUCUAGAUUCUCAAAGGUCCGCCAAAAUGCAAAAAGAUUUGGCAGUGACUCUGCUGUAUUGUGGCGUUGAAGUGAAGUUCCCUCAAGAAUUUGCUCAGGAAAGGAAUCUGGUAACCCCUGGGAACAACUUAGAGGAAGCAAUUUUGUUGUUACUCAUGCUAACAAGAAAGCUAUCUCUCCGAGAAAUACAAUGGGAUCCUGACCUUGUGAAUCAUUUGAUGUAUGCACUCUCAUUAUCUGGGCACUAUGAAGUUUUGGCCAGCCAUCUUGAAAUGCUGUUGCCUGGAACCUAUACCAGAUCAGAGAGGUGGUAUAUCCUUGCACUUUGCUACGGUGCAGCUGGCAUGGAUGAUAGUGCGUUAAACAUCAUAAGGAAUGGUUUUUCUGUGCUGGAGAGAAAGGGAAAGCCUCAUGUUCCAUCUCUUCUUUUAGGAGCAAAACUAUGUUGUAAGAACCCAAAGCAUGCUUCUGAAGGGAUAAAGUUUGCAAAUAAAGCUAUGAAGUCUUUCGGAAGACGUGAUCUGCAUUUCAUCAGCACUGCAAAACACUUUCUCGGUGUUUGUUAUGGACCUUUUUCUAGGUCCUCCGCCUCACACUUGGAGAAAUCGAGAUUGGAAGAUAAUGCACUGAGGCUGCUGCAGGAUGCUGCUACAACAGCAAAGUAUAAUCCUGAAAUAAUGUAUAGCCUUGCUUGGGAAAAUGCAAUGCAGCGCAAACUCAAUGCAGCUGUUGAAAGUGCAACAGAAUGUCUUGAGAUGGUGAUGGGAGGUUCUGUUAGUGCCUGGAAGUUACUAAUUCUUGUACUAUCUGCACAACAGAAUUUGCAAGAAGCUGAAGCAGUAGCAGAUUUUGCAAUGGAUGAAGCUGAGAAAAAUGAUCAGUUGGAUAUUUUGAGGCUGAAAGCACAAAUUCAGGCUUCCCGUGGACAGUUCAAGUCUGCAGUGGAAUCUUUUCGGGUUUUGCUUGCCAGUAUCCAAGUAAAGAAGGACAUCUGGAAAUCGACCACUUGUAAUGAGGUUAAAUGCCUACAGAAGUUGGAGAUGGACUCAUGGUUAGAUUUGGCAUCAAUCUACUCAAAGCUUGAGGCAUGGCAUGACUCAAACAUCUGCCUUGACAAAGCUAUAUCCAUUAAUUUCUUUUAUCCCAAGUGUUGGCAUGUCAGAGGUCUUCUGUUGGAGGCUCAAUUCUUGCACAAGGAAGCCCUGAUGGCGUUCUCUUUCGCCCUCUCAAUUGACCCAGAUUACGUCCCCAGCAUGGUUUGCAUGGCAGGAAUUCUCCGAGAUAUUGGAGGGAAUUCGCUAUCAAUUGCAAGAACUUACUUGCGCAAUGCCCUCCGUUUAGAGCCUACAAACCACCGAGCUUGGUUGAGUCUUGGGCUUGUCCUGAAAGCUGAAGGAUCGCUGCAGGAGGCUGCGGACUGCUUCCAGGCAGCAUAUGAGCUCAGAGAAUUGUCACCAAUUCAGGACUUCUCUGAGCAACUCCCGAUCAUGCUGCAUUAGGAACUUAUAGCAAAGGAUGUUCACAGUUUUUUUAUGUGGAUUUUUUCCCAUAGUUAUCUCAGUUAUUUAUUUAUCGCUUGCAAAGGUAGGAAGCAUAUAUGAUUUUGUGAAUGUAAAUUAAUCCACUUAUGUUGGUGAGCAAAUUUUUCCGCUCUUGAAAACCGCAAAGUUAUAUAUGAUUCUCCAGCAGCAUAAAGCUGAACUUUCUUGCACAA
Messenger RNA from Sorghum bicolor (sorghum), 2824 nucleotides. Its product is annotated as protein NPGR1. NCBI's taxonomy places the organism in Eukaryota, Viridiplantae, Streptophyta, Magnoliopsida, Poales, Poaceae. The record is from RefSeq and is a predicted model, not a curated record. The coding region runs from base 429 to 2609 and encodes 726 amino acids. The transcript has 6 exons. Gene Ontology annotation, molecular function: protein binding.